Molecule: messenger RNA, 7067 nt
Organism: Xyrauchen texanus (razorback sucker)
Lineage: Eukaryota; Metazoa; Chordata; Actinopteri; Cypriniformes; Catostomidae
Product: matrix metalloproteinase-15-like
Exons: 11
Coding region: 478-2433 (651 amino acids)
Biological process (GO): collagen catabolic process; proteolysis; extracellular matrix organization
Cellular component (GO): extracellular matrix
Molecular function (GO): metalloendopeptidase activity; zinc ion binding
Source: RefSeq, a predicted model, not a curated record
UUGUUUUGGUCACGCGAGUUAUUCGUUACAAUAGUUAUUCAGUCAUUAUGCAUGCUUGGUUUACCAAGUAGAACUACAAGAGGAAAAGGACUACUUUGAAGUAGGUUGUAGGUGUGAUUAAUUCUGUGGGCACCACGUGAAGGGGGCGCAACUAUCGUUAAGGGGACGCACCCGCGGGAUAUGACCCUGUACCGAACACACUCAAAAACUUCGACCAGAGCAUCGGACCUUUUGGGAGUCUACUUUACUUCAACAACGAUUAAAACCUGCUAUAUGACAGAUGCCAGAACGAUAUUGAUUUCUGUUAAAUUACAAACAGUUUGAUUUAAACCUCUUUUGUUUAAUAUUUUUAAGAGGAGCCUUCAUUCAGUUGCACGUUGUUUUGAAAUCGAAUGCAUUGGGUUUGUGCAGUGUUGGAGGAGAGCCCAUCACUAUAAUUGACACCACUGGCCAAUUGGUUUUCUGAUACCGGUGAGCAUGGCAGUAUUAUGGGAUGACCCGUUCACGUUGCUGUGGAGACGGACUGUAAUCUAUUCCGUUCUGAUGAUGUUGAUGAGUGGCGCGCACACUUUUGGAGAUGGAGACUUCAGUGGAGAGUCCUGGCUGCGAUUGUACGGCUACCUCCCGCAGGCCAGUAGGCAGAUGUCCACCAUGCGCUCGGCUCAAAUCCUGUCGAAUGCCAUCAGCGAUAUGCAGCGCUUUUAUGGCCUGGAAAUCACUGGAGAGUUGGACCCAAUCACCAUUGAUGCCAUGAAGAGACCACGCUGUGGCGUCCCAGACAAGUUUGGGGGUCAAAUCAAGACCAAUGUGCGGCGGAAGCGUUAUGCUCUCACGGGCCACAAGUGGGACAAGACUCACUUAACUUUCAGUAUUCAGAACUACACCCCUAAGAUCGGGGAGUACAACUCAUAUGAAGCCAUCCGGAAGGCCUUCAAGGUGUGGGAGAAGGUGACGCCACUCACAUUCGAUGAAAUCCCUUUCCGGGAGGUCAAAUACGGCCGUCGAAAGGAGCCCGAUAUUAUGAUCUUCUUUGCUUCUGGUUUCCAUGGUGACAGUUCACCGUUUGAUGGAGAGGGAGGUUUCCUGGCACAUGCCUACUUCCCGGGUCCAGGGAUGGGUGGAGAUACUCACUUUGACUCUGACGAGCCAUGGACCAUUGGCUCACAAAACCUACAGGGUAAUGAUCUGUUCCUGGUAGCUGUGCAUGAGUUGGGCCAUGCCCUUGGACUGGAACACUCCAAUAAUCCCUUGGCUAUUAUGGCUCCUUUCUAUCAGUGGAUGGACACGGAAAACUUUGAGCUUCCUGAAGAUGAUCUCCGUGGGGUUCAGCAGAUUUACGGACCCCCUAGUAGUGCUCCCACCCAGGCUCUCCCCACAGUGACCCCUCGGCGACCAACCCAGUCUGACCCGAGGUACCCUCCUAAGAACCCUCCCGGAGCGCCUCCCCGUCGGCCGGAAAGGCCUCGCACCACUGACCGCCCAGAUAACUAUGGCCCGAACAUCUGUGAAGGCAAUUUUGACACGGUCACCAUGCUUAGAGGAGAGAUGUUUGUUUUUAAGGGUCGAUGGUUCUGGAGAGUGAGGCAUAACAGAGUGCUGGAUAACUACCCCAUGCCUAUCGGACACUUCUGGAGGGGUCUGCCGGGAGACAUUGAUGCAGCAUAUGAACGGCAUGAUGGCCGAUUUGUGUUUUUCAAAGGAAGUCAGUACUGGUUGUUCAGGGAAGCCAAUCUGGAGCAGGGUUACCCUCAAGAGCUGGUGGACUAUGGCCAAGGUAUCCCCUACGAUAAGAUAGAGACAGCCAUCUGGUGGGAGCCUUCUGGAUUCACUUACUACUUCAAAGGAGACUGGUACUGGCGCUUUAAUGAGCACUCUCGAGCUGCAGAUCAGGACUACCCAAAACCAAUUAGUGUGUGGGGCACUUCUGUGCCAUCCUCUCCCAAAGGGGCCUUCCUCAGCGAUGAUGGAGCUUAUACAUACUUCUACAAGGGUGCAAAGUACUGGAAAUUCGACAACCACAGAAUGAAGAGUGAGCCGGGCUACCCAAAGUCCAUUCUGAGAGACUUCAUGGGCUGUAACGUGGACCUUGAUCCCGACCGAGAAACAGACGUGGACCCGGGACGCAAGUGGCCUGAACGCCCACCUUUUAACCCAGAUACAGAGCGAGACAAAGACAAGGAAAAGGACAAAGAGCGGGACAACACUAAUGAUGUUGACCACAAAGAAGAGACUGAAGAGGAAACAAAUGAGGUAGAUGUAGUUUUGAAGAUAGACGAGACGGAGCGUACCAUGAAAAUCAUCAUGGUGACGGUACCGCUGGUCCUGGUGCUGUGCAUCUUAGGAUUGAUCUACGCAAUCAUCAAUACUCUACAGAGGAAAGGAGCACCCAAGUAUUUUGUACACUGCAGACGUUCAAUGCAAGAUUGGGUUUAAACCCUCACGAUGCCCCGUAAACUCUCACUCUUACACUGUGUCCUAACCAAACGCGACAGGAUUCAAGAUUCCAGCGACAAGCGAUUUGUCCAGCCAUACUGAAAGCGAAACUGCAGCACGAAGCAAUACAAUCAAAGCCAAUCGGAACAUAUUUGAUGGUUAAUGUGCAAUUAUGAGAAGCAGUAUUUUGAGAGUUCGCAGGAAUUUGAGUUUUACCCAAAACGACUGACAAAAUGCCUUGUGCUUGUCGUGGUCAUAUCUGGUUAAAACAUUUAAGUGAGAGCUUUUAUUGUUUGUCACCAUAUUUUGUUGCGUCUCGUUAGGACACUGUGUUUCAUGUUCGCUCUGUACACACGUUACUUCCCUUCCUAUGGUGCUGUCCUAACAUGAUGAAUAGUAUAUUUAUAUUGGAAAUUUUGCACAUUGAUUUCGUUGUUCGGGUUUCGUAUUCAUAAUAAUAGUUUUUAUUUUGAUUAAUUUGUUUGUGGGUUUCUCAAUGUCUUUUUUGAUGUAACAAUUAGUUACCUAGAUCUACAAUCACUGUGUAUAAGAGCAACUGACAAGCAGAUAUUUCACAUCUUGCAGAGGAAAAAGGAUGUUGAGGAUGGAAUAUCUCUUCUAGGAAUAUUUCUACCUACGUCCAUAUUUUCCCAUGAAUCUUCGCUGUGGUCUUCCAACAGACUGCGCAAGUUAUAAUAUACUUGGUGGAAAUUCAAACUAGAAUUUCCAUGUUUCUUUCAUUUGUUCUUUUCUUCUCAUUUAACAUGUAUUGAGACUGGGUGUGGUAUUGGAAUAGUUCACCUAAUUGCCUAUAUUAUUUACCUGCAAUAGCUUAAUCUACAGUAUCAUUGAUUGGUUUGCACCCAACUUAUUUGGUAUCUUCUGCGAUUUGAUAUCACCUUUUGACACCAUGUUGGAAAUGCUGGUGCAGACUUUCUUCAUAUUAGUAAAGACAAUACAGUCACGACUGUGGCCAUUUACAUCAUAACUUCUUUAAAGUAUGUCCACAAAUGUUUUUAAGUCAUCCAGGUCGGUAUAGAAUGUCAAGUAAACUAAUUCACAAGCAACUAGACUUGUUUAGCCGACCAGUAAAUUGCAUUUAAUUGAGUUUUACAUGAUGCUCCAUAGCUCUUUGUUUCGACAUCAUAAAACAGGGACUUUUCUGAGGAUUUUGCCUACCUUGCAUGAACAUAAAAAAAAUCACAUUUUAUUGCCUUGCUGAACCACUCAUUCUUUUGUUUUAACCAUUGUGCCUUGGUCCUGCAAGCCAAAAACUUUUUUGUGGUUUUGUUCAUAUUUGUAGAGAGCCCUUUUGACCACUUUCUUUUAUCCCCCAAUGGUUCAGAGAUACUGUGGUGAUUGUAAUAUUUUAUUGCCAUUUGUCAUUUCAGUUGCUUUCAUUUAUGACAGAAAGGCAGCAUACUUGGUAGGGGUUUUUGAAAAUAUUUAGGCUUUGGAGGCUGAGGGAAUAUCUUCUAGUAACGUUUGCUGAUGCAGGAGCCAUUCGCUAAGUGUAUAUGCAUAUUUAUAUAAUGGCUUUACAUUGUUAAAUCAAAAGAACAUGUGAAAAAAGAACCAUAAAAUGCAUAACACUAGUGUGCACCAAUUUAAAACGCCAUAAAAUAUACUCAAGUAAGCUUCUUGUGUCCCAAUUAUUAAAAAUAAAACCUUAGAGGGGGCCCACUGUUGCCUUCAUGUAGGGACUGUUAGAUAAUCCUCUCAUUUUAAAAACAGCAGGGGGUGAAAUGCACUGCUAACCUCUUCGAACCCCAACCCAAAGAAAUACCACUCUCGUCGACACUGCUAGGUGGUCGAAGACAAGAGAGAAAGAAGAUAACUGUGUGAGUUCAAAAGGAAAGGGUUAAGAUGGAGAAACUUUAUCUCCAAACUCUUUCAAGUGGGAUUACAGUGUGUUAGUACAGAUGCUGAGCUGGACUAUAUUACAGUGAUGGGGCAGAUUUCAAGAGUGGGGGAGCAGUAUACAGGCACAGCUGGGAUAAACCCUCUGCCAGCUCCCUUAAGGCUGAAACAUUCUCUAUGCAAGUACAUGAACGCAAACAACAUCCACUAUGGUACCUUGGUGUAGCAUGUUCUGUAAAUACUAUGGUACAUGACUUGGGUUAAGGCUAGGUUUUACUUCGUUUUUCUGUGUGCUGUUCAGUCUUGUGCAUGUUCGAGCAUUCAGCCUUUCAAAGUGUACUUUUGAUGGCGAUCUCAUAUGGGCGCUUUGGACGCAUGCCCACUAUAACUGCUUUGCAAUACUCUUUUUGUACAGUCAAUGAUGCACAGACUAGGACAUGGACAGUCCACGCAUAAGAUUGCACAAGAUUUUCCGGCAUGCGGUAAAUCGAAGAAUACUUUGGCCAUAAUCAUUCAGUACCAAUGAAUACAGGGUCAGAUCUUGUUCUCAUGAAACCCCCAAGCGCACAUCUUUGGAUAAUUGUAAAACGUAAGACGCUUCGACAUGCAUUAUUUCCGUCAGGCGUUUAUUUACUUUCCGCCUCUUUGACACGUUGCGGUAAUGUCGAGGAAAGGCACCGAGUUUUUUAAACAUACCGUCUCAUUUCCAAAAAUUAAAGCUGAAAUAUAUAUACAAACGGACAUGAAUCUAUAACAAUGCUAUCAAACUGGAGAGUAGCCAAAACAACUGUGAUACAACGUCGUCCACCAUUUUGUUUUGGACUGAAUGGGUCACAUGACUGCGUCAAGGCAUCAUCGUUUUCACAGUCCAAACUACAACGCGAAAAACGGCGUUUUCAAAUGUAUCCACUUUGGAGUGCGUUUUCAAAAAGCUCAAGGACAAAAACGCUGUCUCAUUGUGGACGGAAGGCCAAAACGGAGAGAAAAAGAUGCGUUUUCAAACGAAAACGUAUUAGUGUGGACAAAGCAUAAGCGACAAGGGUGAUUUGGCUAUAAACUACAUUUCAAAUAUGUUUCCAGCUACGCAUGCUCGAUUUUGUCAGCGCAAUUCAUAAAAGAUGACAUCUCACUAGUCGACUUUUCAGUCUCAAGUUUCUUUUACAUAAUCGCUGGCCAGUCAGAUGGAGUCGGAGCUCGCGUUAGCAUCUGCCAGCAGAAGGUCGGCAACUCCUUAAAUCAAAAGUCUACAGAAACUGAUGAGUUUAAAAAAAUCGUUCAGUUGCUGAGACGGGCUCUUUUAGUCUCAUCAAGUGGCCAGUGAGCUGCUGCUUUAACUGAAGGAUUGACCAGAUGUCAUACUCUGAUCUGAACGUCAGUAGAUGUGACACCCUCUGCCAAAAUCGAGUUGUUUGUAGUCGGCUAGUCAGAUGCUUGCUCAACUCGGCGCAAGUAGUGCAACAGUGAGCCUUUGCAUAAACAGUUCUCUUUCAGGUCAACUACCAUGGCAGAACAAGAGUUAGGGACUAACAAAAGUUAAAGCUGACAUGUUUGUAGCUCGCUAUCUGAAUAACACAUCUGUUAUAAAAGGUGAAAUGUGUCAUUUCUGCACUGCUAAUGCCACCAAACAAACUAAAUUGCAUAAAUAAUGAUUGUUUCAACAAACUGCUAAACACUCCUAGACAAAAAGGUGUUGAAGUUGCAGAAUGCAAUUUUCGGUUGGUGCCACAGAGUUUUUUAUUUUUAAGCACAACAGCAUUUAAGGACGUACAACGGAACAAUGUGCAAUGCCUUGGCUACUUGCAUAGAGUAUAUUUCUGGCCUGAGCUGGUUGAUAAGCAGUAUGUGUGUCAAUGCCAUCCCUUUAUGAGAGCUUGCUGGCACACUAUCCCACAGCCCACAUUGCCAGGGUCUGCAAGUUAUUUUCAGAACACUUUCUUAGACCGGCAACGGAAAUAGGAUCCCAGUUUCAUUCACAAAUUUUGAUCAUGCUGAUGUGAUCCACAAGGCAAAUUAAACAAACUAGGUAAGUUCCCUAACAUUGUACGAUAUUACUGCCAUUAGGUAGUUCUGUGUAAGCCGAGAGAAACAAAUCGUCGCGGCCGAGAGAAACAAAUCGUCGCCACUUUUUAAAAGUGUCUCUGAAACAUUUCAGUCAUUUGGACUUUGCAAUAAGCGUAAGAGUUUUGCAAAGAAAGAGAGAUGUGGAGGAGAGUGGUAUUAUAAAUAUUCCCCUGCCAGACAAGGUAGAGCAGAAAGCACUUUGAUAAAUAUUAUUGAAAGAGUAGAGGAGACGGGACAGUCAUGACCUGAAUGCCGUCACUGAUUAAUCCAGCUGAAUACCAUUGCCAGGCAAUGUCAGUCCCCACUCGCAGUGCUCAGAGGAGAGUUAAUCAGACAUAAAAGCUCUUCCACCUCUCCCUCGACGACCUCUGCCUUCCCCUUCUUAUGCCCAGAUCAAUGAAGAAUACAUAAACAGGCUUGAAGGAUAUCUGAAAAGCAGCUCGCUCUCGGUCACUCUCAGGGGCUCACUCAAGCAUUUUUCCCAUUUUGUUCCCACUAUGACUCUUUCUUUUGUCCCUCCUUUAUGCCCAUGUUCACUCCAGAGGCUUUUCAUCCUAGUCUAACAUUUAAAGUAUCAUGCUAUUACAAUUAUAUUUUAGACAUGGCAUGUUUUGUUGACACUACCAUGAUUGUAAUGCCAUUUACCAUGCAAAUGUUAUGGAGCAUGAUGAUAUUACUCAUGGUAUCUAAUACCAUAAUAGUACCAUAGUAUC